AUGAGCUACAAGGUUGACUGGCACCUACCAAUGGUCCAGGAGAGCUACAAUGCUGGCAGGUACCUACCAAUGGUCCAGGUGAGCUACAAGGUUGACUGGCUCCUAUCACUGUUCCAGGUGAGCUACAAGGUUGACUGGCUCCGAUCACUGGUCCAGCUUCAACCAGCAAUAUAUGCCACAUUAGUUUCCAAAGAUAUCCAGAGGAAAGAGAGUGACAUCAGCACACUCACUGAAAGUGAUGUCAGAAAUUUGGAACUACUUCUUGAACUUUUGGGACCCCUGAAGAGAGCAACAGAGGUAUUGUGUGAUGAAAAAGUGCCUACAAUUUCCAUUGUUGCUCCAAUGCUGUAUCUCAUCAAAACCCAGAUGACCCCCAAUGAUGAUGAUUCUCCUCUUGUCAAAGAUGAACUGGUUGAUGUGAAGGAUGAGCCCAAGGAUGAUACUGCCCUCCCUGACCUACCAGUACCACCGGCAAUUGCUGGGAUCGAGAUGGAUACACCUGAACUUGAUACUCCUGCUGCUGUCUGUGGCAUAAAGAAAGAGCCAGAUGAUAGUGCUGUACAGUCCAGUGCUUCAACCUCUCUCUCGGCUCUGUUUGGUGUUGUGUAUGUUGUUAAGGUGGAACCCGGUCCAGGGGAUGGAGACACUGAGGGGGCCAGCAAAUCCUCAUUGUCCCAGUCUCAGCCCCUUCUCCAGUCCCAAACUCCCAGCCCCAGCCCCUUCUCCAACCCCAGCCCCAGUCUCAACCUAUUCUCCAACCCCAGCCCCAGUCUCAGCCCCUUCUCCAACCCCAGCCUCAGCCCCUUCUCCAACCCCAGCCCCAGUCUCAGCCUAUUCUCCAACCCCAGCCCCAGUCUCAGCCCCUUCUCCAACCCAAGCCUCAGCCCCUUCUCCAACCCCAGCUCCACUCUCAGCCUAUUCUCCAACCCCAGCCCUAGUGGUAACCCUUCUCCAACCCCAGCCCCAGACUCAACCUAUUCUCCAACCCCAGCCCGAGUCUCAGCCUCAGCCUCAGCUCAAACCCCAGCCCAAGUCUCAGCCCCUUCUCCAACCCCAGCCUCAGCCCCUUCUCCAACGCCAGCCUCAAACCCCUUCUCCAACCGCAGUCUCAGCCCCUUCUCCAACCCCAGCCCGAGUCUCAACCCCUUCUCCAACCCCAGCCCCCACCCCUUCUCCAACCCCAGCCCCAUCUCAGCCCCUUCUCCAAUCCCAGCCCCAACUUCUUCCAACCCCAGCCCCAGUAUCAGCUCCUUCUCCAACCCCAGUCUCAGCCCCUUCUCCAACCCCAGCCCCAGUCUCAGCCCCUUCUCCAGCCCCAGCCCCAACCCUUUCAAACCCCACCCCAGUCUCAGCCUAUUCUCCAACCCCAGCCCCAGUCUAAACUCCUUCUCCAACCCCAGCCCCAGCCUCAGCCCCUUCUCCAACCCCAGCCCCACUCUCAACCUAUUCUCCAACCCCAGCCCUAGUCUCAGCCCCUUCUCCAACUCCAGCCCCAGCCUCAGCCCUUCUCCAACCCCAGCCCCAACCCCUUCCCCACCCCAGUCUCAGCCUCAGCCUCAGCUCAAGCCCGAGCCCCAGUCUCAGCCCCUUCUCCAACCCCAGCCCUUCUCCAACCCCAGCCUCAAACCCUUCUCCAACCGCAGUCUCAGCCCCUUCUCCAACCCCAGCCCCAGUCUCAGCCCCUUCUCCAACCCCAGCCCCAGUCUCAACCCCUUCUCCAACCCCAGCCCUAGUCUCAGCCCCUUUUCCAACCCCAGCCCGAGUCUCAACCCUUUCUCCAACCCCAGUCUCAACCCCCAGCCUCAAUCCCUUCUCCAACCCCAGCCCCAACCUCAGCCUCAACUCAAACCCCAGCCCCAGCCUCAACCCCUUCUCCAACCCCAGCCCCAGUCUCAACCCCAGCCUCAACCCUCAACCGUCUCAGACUCAACCUCGGGCAGAUUGAGCAUGAGUGUUGUGUUAAAACUUCUAACAUAA
This is a messenger RNA of Haliotis rubra (blacklip abalone), 1977 nucleotides long. RefSeq names its product cell surface glycoprotein 1-like. The record is from RefSeq and is a predicted model, not a curated record. NCBI's taxonomy places the organism in Eukaryota, Metazoa, Mollusca, Gastropoda, Lepetellida, Haliotidae.